AGCUGAACCAUAAUUGUUUUACCUGCAAGCUCGCCGAGUCAGACACGCAACCGCAAACCACUCCUCACGCCACCACCGAAAUCCUCGUCAACCACCGCCGUCAGCGGCAGGUGUUUCGAAUCAUCAUCUUGAUGCAAUAGGAAUCGACGCAUUCAGAGUAGAUAUAAAUUUGAUGGAUAACAACAAUAAUUGGAGGCCUAAUCAAGGCGCUGAACCCAAUAUGGAUACUAGUGAUUGGAGAGGUCUUCUGCAGCCUGAGUCACGCCAAAGAAUUGUCAACAAAAUAAUGGACACGUUAAAAAGACAUCUUCCUGUUUCUGGUCAAGAGGGAUUGCAAGAACUUCGGAAGAUUGCUCAAAGGUUUGAAGAGAAGAUUUUUACUGCUGCAACAAGCCAGUCUGAUUAUCUACGGAAAAUAUCUUUGAAGAUGCUUACGAUGGAGACUAAAUCCCAGGGCACUAUGGCCAACAAUAUCCAAUCGAAUCAAGUUGGUCCUAGCAGUAAACCUCCCGAUCCAGGACUUGUCAUGCAGCCUCAAGGGCAGCAACAUCCUAUUCCUGUGGCUAAUCAGCCCCAGUCACGCCAACAGCUUCUGUCUCAGAACAUUCAAAACAACAUUGCAUCUCAACCUAACUUACCUCCUGUAUCUAGUCUAGGCCAGACUCCCAUUCAGAAUGUUGGUCAGAAUUCCAACAUUCAGAACAUAGCUGGACAGAACUCAGUGGGGAGCACUAUUGGCCAGAAUUCCAACAUGCAAAAUAUUUUUACUGGUUCCCAGAGACAAAUGCAAGCAAGGCAGCAGGUUGUUUCCCAACAACAACAACAGCCACCACAGAAUCCCCAGCAGUAUCUGUACCAGCAACAACUUAUGAGGCAGAAGCUUCAGCAGCAGCAACAACAGCAACAACAACAGCAGCAACAGCAACAGCAACAGCAACAGCAACAGCAACAGCAACAGCAACAGCAGAACCUUCUACAAUCAAAUCAGUUGCAGUCUUCUCAGCAAUCUGUUAUGCAGCAGCCUUCCAUUAUUCAAACAUCUUCUCUAUCUAGUGUUCAGCACAAUCAGCAAUCAAAUAAUGUUCAACAGUCAACACAGUCCAUGCUUCAACAACACCCGCAAGUUAUCAGGCAACAACAGACUUCUAUGAUUCAUCAGCAACAAACACCAAUGAAUCAACAGUCAAUAUUGCCUCCCCAACAGCAGCAGCAGCAACAACAGCUUAUGGGGCCGCAGGCAAAUGCAACAAACAUCCAACAUACGCAGAUGCUUGGGUCACAAAAUAAUGUUGGUGAUUUGCAGCAACCACAGAGGUUACUUGCGCAGCAGAAUAAUCUUUCAAAUCUGCAGCAGCAGCAGCAGCAGUUAAUAAAUCAGCAAAAUAACCUAUCAAAUAUACAUCAACAGUUGGGGAAUAAUGUCCCCGGGUUACAGCCACAGCAGGUCCUUGGAUCUCAAUCUGGCAACUCGGGCAUGCAGACAAGCCAGCACUCUGCACACGUGCUACAACAAUCGAAGCCGCAGCAACCACAGCAAAAUGCAUCAAAUUUGUUACAAUCUCAAAUGCAGCAGUCACAGCCACAGGCUCCACAGCAGCAAUUGAUGCCACAGAUUCAAUCUCAACCUGCGCAAUUGCAACAGCAAUUGGGUUUACAACAGCAGCCAAAUCCAUUGCAACGAGAUAUGCAGCAAAGGCUUCAGGCAUCAGGUUCCUUACUUCAACAACAAAGUGUUCUAGAUCAACAAAAGCAGUUAUAUCAGUCACAAAGACCCCUUCCAGAAACUUCAUCAACUUCUAUGGAUUCUACGGCACAGACUGGACAGCCGAAUGGGGGUGAUUGGCAAGAAGAAGUGUAUCAAAAGAUCAAAACCAUGAAAGAAAAUUACCUGCCUGAGUUGAAUGAGAUGUACCAGAAAAUUGCUACUAAACUUCAGCAGCACGAUUCCCUUGCCCAACAAUCAAAGUCAGAUCAGCUUGAAAAGCUUAAGGUAUUUAAAAUGAUGUUGGAGCGGAUUAUAUCAUUCCUCCAGGUGUCCAAGAGCAACAUAGCACCUAGUUUCAAGGAAAAACUGGGUUCAUACGAGAAGCAGAUUAUAAAUUUCAUAAAUACAAAUAGACCUAGAAAAGGCAUGUCUUCACUGCAGCAUCCAGGAAAUCUUCCCCCACAUCAUAUGCAUUCCAUGUCACAGUCACAACCCCAAGUUACUCAAGUUCAGUCUCUUGAAAAUCAAAUGAACUCUCAGAUGCAAACAACAAAUAUGCAAGGUUCUGUAGCAACGAUGCAGCAGAAUAAUAUGACAAGCAUGCAGCAUUCUCUGUCUGGUGUAUCUACAUCGCAGCAGAGUAUGAUGAAUUCAAUGCAGCCCAGUACCAAUUUAGAUUCAGGACAAGGAAAUGCUAUGAACUCCCUGCAACAGGUUCCAGCGAGCUCCCUUCAACAAAACCCUGUUACUGCUCCUCAACAAACUAAUGUUAACUCCUUAUCUUCACAAGGUGGGGUUAAUUUGAUCCAACCAAAUCUUAAUCCCCUUCAGCCAGGUUCUGGUAUGCUUCAACACCAGCAACUAAAACAACAACAGGAACAACAGAUGUUGCAGAGUCAACAAUUCAAACAACAAUAUCAGCGACAAUUAAUGCAGAGGCAGCAGAUGCUACAGCAACAGCAGCAGCAGCAACAACAGCAGCAGCAGCAGUUACACCAGACAACAAAGCAACAGUUGCCUGCACAAUUGCAGACACAUCAAAUGCAACAGCUUCACCAAAUGAAUGAUGUAAAGGACAUAAAUAUGAGGCAAGGAAUUGGUGUUAAGCCAGGGGUCUUCCAGCAACAUCUUGCUUCCAGUCAACGCUCAGCUUAUCCCCAUCAACAAUUGAAACAAGGGAGUCCUUUUCCGGUUUCUUCACCCCAACUCCUCCAGGCAACAUCUCCUCAGAUUCCACAACAUUCGUCGCCCCAGGUUGACCAGCAAAAUCACCACCCAUCUCUCACAAAAGUUGCUACUCCUUCUGCUAACUCACCAUUUGGACUCCCCACUCCUUCACCUCCCUUGGCUCCAUCUCCUAUGCCAGGAGAUUCUGAAAAGCCUAUUUCUGGUGUUUCAUCAAUGACACAUGCUGCAAAUAUUGGACAUCAACAAACAGGGAGUGCAGCCGCAGCUGCUCAAUCCCUUGCCAUUGGAACUCCUGGAAUAUCUGCCUCUCCUCUACUGGCAGAGUUCAGUGGUCCAGAUGGUGUUCAUGGUAAUUCUUUUCCACCAACAUCAGGAAAGUCAACUGUUUCUGAGCAGCCUCUUGAGCGCCUAAUUAAAGCGGUGAAAUCAUUGACACCUAACGCAUUAAGUGCUGCUGUCAGUGAUAUUGGUUCAGUUGUCAGCAUGAACGAUAGGAUAGCAGGAUCGGCUCCUGGUAAUGGAUCCAGAGCCGCUGUUGGUGAAGAUUUGGUUGCCAUGACCAAUUGUCGCCUUCAGGCUAGGAAUUUUGUCAACCAAGAUGGUGCCAAUGGAACCAGGAGGAUGAAACGCUGCACCAAUGCUACACCCUUGAAUGUUGUAUCAUCUGCUGGUAGCAUGAACGACAGUAUCAGGCAGUUAGAAGCUUCUGAUUUGGAGUCAACUGCAACAUCUAGUAUCAAGAAGCCUAGGAUUCAGGCUAAUCAUGCCCUUUUGGAAGAAAUUAGGGAGGUUAAUCAGCGACUUAUCGACACAGUAGUUGACAUAAGUGAUGAAGAAGUUGAUCCAACUGCAGCUGCUGCUGCUGCUGAAGGUGCAGAAGGGACCAUUGUCAAAUGUUCUUACUGUGCUGUGGCUCUCAGUCCAAGCCUAAAAUCCCAAUAUGCGUCAGCACAGAUGUCACCAAUUCAACCCCUGCGCAUGCUUGUCCCUACAAAUUAUCCUACCUGUUCCCCCAUAUUCCUUGACAAGUUUCCAGUUGAAUCCAGUAUGGAGAACGAAGAUCUUUCGGCGAAAGCAAAGUCCAAGUUCAGCAUAUCCCUGCGAAGUUUAUCACAACCUAUGUCCCUUGGGGCGAUAGCAAGGACUUGGGAUGUUUGUGCUCGCACUGUUAUUUCUGAGUAUGCACAGCAGAGCGGCGGAGGGACUUUCAGCUCUAAGUAUGGGACUUGGGAGGAUUGCUUGGCCAUAUGAUCAUCACUACUUGCUUUCCAUGUCAACCUUUUUUUUCGUUUUUUUGUGUAAAUUUUUCAAUAGCUUCUGUUAAUUAUUGGGUGUUCAGUUUAGGGUUGUAGAUGGAAACAUUUUAAGUGCUUGCAUGAUGCAAGUUGUCCUAUUUUAUGCACUUGUCUAGUGCAUAGUUGCGAUAUGUGCUAUUGCCUAAGACAAUCUGUGUAGUUUAUUUGGUGUUUAAAUCUGAUUGCCCUUUCUCAA
This is a messenger RNA of Lotus japonicus, 4384 nucleotides long. RefSeq names its product mediator of RNA polymerase II transcription subunit 15a. NCBI's taxonomy places the organism in Eukaryota, Viridiplantae, Streptophyta, Magnoliopsida, Fabales, Fabaceae. Gene Ontology annotation, molecular function: chromatin DNA binding; transcription coactivator activity. Gene Ontology annotation, biological process: regulation of DNA-templated transcription. The transcript has 13 exons. The record is from RefSeq and is a predicted model, not a curated record. Bases 173 to 4144 code for a protein of 1323 amino acids.